This is a messenger RNA of Podarcis lilfordi (Lilford's wall lizard), 14578 nucleotides long. The record is from the annotation of a GenBank genome assembly. Lineage: Eukaryota; Metazoa; Chordata; Lepidosauria; Squamata; Lacertidae.
CCUCUGGAGGGCAACAGGUUCCCCAUGCCUGCUCUAGGGGGCUUUUGAGGUAGGGUGCCCCACUUACACAUCCAAAAGGGAGAGCAUGCUUUGCAUAAAAGUUGCUCGGUCCCUGCUCCUGCCAACCUAGCAGUUCGAAAGCACAUCAAAGUGCAAGUAGAUAAAUAGGCACUGCUCCGGCGGGAAGGUAAACAGCGUUUCUGUGUGCUGCUCUGGUUCGCCAGAAGCGGCUUAGUCCUGCUGGCCACAUGACCCGGAAGCUGUACGCCAGCUCCCUCGGCCAAUAAAGCGAGAUGAGCGCCGCAACCCCAGAGUCGACUAUGACUGGUCCUAAAGGUCAUAAUUACCUUUAAUUAGAAUUAGAAAAAAGUAAUCUUAAAUACAAUAGCUCUCUCCCUAGAGGGGAAAGAGUGGCCAGGAGUGCUGAGUGCUGCAAGGUCUGCUCUUCAGGUGCUGGAAAAAUGAAGGAUGCUUUUACCUAGAGGACUGUCCUCUGGCAGCCCUUCAAAAGAGGACUGUCCUUUUCCAGGAGACCUGGAAAGCCUAUUUUGAGGUGACUAGACGGAUGCACGAAACAAAAAGUACUAUGCCCCGUGGCCCAGUUGCAAGCCUUCCAGGCGGAGGCUUGCGCUAGUCCAUCCUCGCCAAGGUAAACCCCUGGAGCCCCAAGGCCGAGCGGGGACUUUCCUAGAGAAACUCAAAGGAGCCGCGCACUCCUGCCUUCCGGCCGGAGUCCAGCCCAGGGGGCCGCGAUCCUCGCCCCACCACUCCCCGGGGAGCGAGUGCCGCCGCCUUCCGCCGGCCUGGGGCGAGGCGGCCUUCCGGCAGGUGAAGCUCCUCCUGGCCCGCGGAGAAGAGCCGGGCGCGGCCACAGGCGGAAGCCGGGCGAGGCCUCGCCGCGCGGGCCAAGGGCCGCAUCUCCGGGCUGACGGCGGGCGAUGGCAGACGCGGCGGCUCCCGGGGAAGCCUCGGAGAGGUAGGCUGGGCUCGGGCCAAUGGCCGCCCCUUCCCCCCCCCCAGCCCCUUCUAGUGGAUGCCAAGCCUCUCUGGCCCUGCUCGCCUCCGGGCGCGAAGGUGGCGGCGGCGCCGGCGCCGGGCUUCCGAAGCCCCAAGAGGCUCCGCGGCUGCUUGGGGUCUCGUUUCCCGAGAGCCGAAAGGGGCCUCGCUCUCUCCUCCUCCUCCUCCUCCGCCCUCCAUCUUCGCUUCGCCGCAGCCCCGGGAAGCCGGCUCGGCCGAGAGAGAGGGGCUGCUCCAAGGGCCCUUCCGCGGGCUUCGGCCCCACGGGCGGAAAGGGCUCGCUCUUCUUGCCGCGGCUGAAACUGAAAUUUAAACUCACCAUUUUCUUUAAAGCGCUUUUUUGUCCAGAAAGACAGAAUGAGCGUCUCUACAGCAAAUCGUAGGACAGCCUUUCCCAAGUUUCUCUCCCAACUGCCACCGCAUGAGUGUUGUAGUCCAAAACAUCUGGAGGGCGCCAGGUUGGCGAAGGCUCUUUUAGGAACCCAGGCCUCUCUCUAACCGGUUUUCCACACAUUUAGAAAAACCGGCUUGAUUGUCUGUAUUUAUAUUAAUAAAAAGGUAAUGCUGCCCUCUGAUAGAUACCAAAUGUGGCUUACAAUAAAAUAAAAUAAAUGAAAAGAAACAGAAUAAAUAAAAGACUAGAGUCAUUAAACAGUAGGGUGUAAGAGCCACAUCAAAGCAAUCCUAUGUUAAAUCUAAAUUGGUGAAAUAAAAUGAAAUGAAAUGCCCUUCAGCUGCCUGGUGCUGAGGGAAGACAUCAGGGUGAGUCUAAAGCAAGCUUCCCAUCCCAGAAAAUGUUGUCAGUUGAGCACCUCUUAUAUAAAAGAUGUCUGAAGUCCCACAGUCUCACUCAGGAAAAGCAGCAGAAAUCCAGAUCGAUAAGGCUGGUCUCCAUUGUGAGUUCUGCUCCGAGUAAACACAUUGCAACCAAUGGCCUUGAAUCCACUGAUUUCAGUGGGUCCAAGAUGAACUAGCAUUGCAUACAACCCUUCAGCUGUAACCCUUUAUUAUACAGAUGUUGCCAUGGAUGAUGGGAGUUGUAGUCCAGCAACAUCUUGAGGCCUACCGUUUCCCCAUCCCUGCUAUAAACAUACCUGGGCUGGAGGAAAUCCCAGGUAUGUCGGAGCAGAAAUGCAUAGGAUCGUGGGGUCGAUGGCCAAGCUGUGGGGAACGAGUCUUGUUUGCUAUCAUGUCAAGGUGACUGAGAACAAGGAGCCACAAAUCAGGAAGUCCCACAUUUAGAUCUUGCGUACUCCUAUAUUUGCUCCUGUUCUUUCCCAAGCCUCAUGCUUUCAUCUGCAGUAUUACAUUACAGGGUCACUAGAAGCCUUAUCAAAGCACUUUACACACUAAAACUCUGUGUGCUGUAACUGGGACACGCUGGCUGUGCCGACCUGCACUACACCUGGGCCUCAGGCAUGUCUCAGGACCUGUUUUCAGCGCUAGUGCAGAAGGAUUACCGUGGCUGAUGGUAUAGUCUUGGAAACCACUGGGGAACCAACAGGGACCACAGGCUCCUGUCCAGGCUGUGGUCAGAGGGAGACAUUCCUGAACGAUGUGAAAAGCAUCCUGUAGCCCAAGUACCUGCUGGACUCUGGGAAAUCCCUUUUGUCUUCCCAUGGCUUUCCUUUUAGAGCAGGGAUGGGUCCCAAUGCGUCUCCUGAUCUGACCCCCUGGCCUCUUCCCAGGCCCCGGCCAUUUCUUCUUGAUGCUCACCUUUCUUUCAAAUCAGGUGAGCAGUGUGGUUAAAGCUCCCCGUCCUGUGUCCUGCUCCCAAGCUGCUCAGCUGAGCCCUGGAAAACAGCUCUGCAGUGGAAACUGGGUGUGUGUGGCUGAGCCCUGUCCCCAAGCUACCCAAGGAGGAAGAAUGUGGGUUGUGGGCUGUGCAAGGAGAGGGCAUGUCUGUGUCCAUGCUUGUGGUAUGGAUGGUGCUUGUGAGUUUUGGCCCUGUCCACUACUGAGAGGCAGCCCCGGCCCAGCCCACCCACUUCUCCCAGGGAAAUAAAAGUCGGGGGAAGGUUCUCUGUCCUGGUCUUGAGCCUGGAAAACACAGCCUGGCCUACCCUGUAUUCCAGUGGUUCUCAAGCUCUUUUCUCUGGGCCAGACUUUCAGAAUAAAAACAUGCUCACACUGCACCAAUUCUUUUAUUGAUAAGAAAUAUAUUGGAAAACAAACAAAAAAGCAACUCCUGGCAGUGCUUGAUUUAUAACAUAGAAGACAUCCACUUUAUAAUACUGUAUGAUCCAGAAAUUAUAAAAUAGUGCAGCUACAUAAGAGCACAAAUCAUUCCCAAAGUAGAAUUAUAAGCAAGCCUCUUACAAAUGUACCUUAAGUAUGUACAGAAACUGAAUGAUAGGUGAGAGUUGUUUGAUGCUCUUGCUCUCAUAUCUACCCAUAUUCAUUUACAGUGGUACCUCUGGUUAUGUACUUAAUUUGUUCUGGAGGUCCGUUCUUAACCUGAAACUGUUCUUAACCUGAAGAACCACUUUAGCUAAUGGGGCCUCCUGCUGCCGCCGUGCAAUUUCUGUUCUCAUCCUGAAGGAAAGUUCUUAACCCAAGGUAUUAUUUCUGGGUUAGUGGAGUCUGUAACCUGAAGUGGAUGUAACUGGAAGCGUAUGUAACCCGAAGUACCACUCUGUGUGUGUGUGUGUGUGUGUGUGUGUGUGCGCGCACACACACUACGUUGCACUAAUAGUAUCCUAUACUAUUCUGAAAUGUUUAAAUUUUCUUUGUUCUUGAAUCUUCCUGCCACACUUGCCAUCUCCUGCCACACCCUUUCAGAGCCACUGAUUUACACACAAGCAAUGGCGGCAGUUACGUCAAUAUAUGGCAAGACUGGCUUCUACUGGUUUAACCAUGGGGCAUUGCAACUUUCUUAUCUCUGUGGCUACAACAGUUAUAACAAUCUCUUGCUUACAUGCUCUCAUGGUACUCUUGCAAAGACAACCUUCAUCUUCCAACUCUCAUUUACUUGUAACACAGAUUUCAACUUUUUAAAAUUAUUUAAUUCCUUUAUAAUUUUAUCCUCCUUCCAUACUACCUCAAUCCUAUCAGUCUUAUGAUUUAGGGAGUUUAAAACCUUACCUUGCCCAGCUUCUUAUGUACCUUCAAACUGGUGGAACAAGUGACAGCUAUGCUCUCUCCCCCCCCCCCCCAGGCACUGCUGGGUCUGUUUUGGCACAGAGAGCGAUGACCGCUCUGCUGAGUGGGUCUGCCCCUGCCGCUGCAAAGGCUCCACCAAAUGGAUCCACCAGGCCUGCCUCCAGCGGUGGCUGGAUGAGAAGCAGAAAGGCAACAGCACAGGCAGUGUGAGCUGCCCACAGUGUGGAACGGAGUAUCGCAUUGUCUUCCCCAAACUAGGUGAGUUGUAGGGGUGGCCUGGCUAGCCCCAUUCCCUGGUGUGGCUAGAUUGAGUCCCUAGCAAAGUUGUGGAGCUGCCCAGCAAAGCCAGGUUCAAGGCAAGGUGUGUUUAAGCAGCAGGUCAGCUGUCCAGCCAAGGAUUUCCACUGGGCUAGGGGACACACAGUACUCUUUCUGAAGUACUGUAUUUUUCGCUCUAUAAGACGCACCAGACCACAAGACGCACCUAGUUUUUGGAGGAGGAAAACAAGAAAAACAAUAUUCUGAAUCUCAGAAGCCAGAACAGCAAGAGGGAUCGCUGCGCAGUGAAAGUAGCAAUCCCUCUUGCUGUUCUGGCUUUUUUGAUAGCUGCGCAGCCUGCAUUCGCUCCAUAAGACGCACACACAUUUCCCCUUACUUUUUAGAAGGGAAAAAGUGAGUCUUAUAGAGCAAAAAAUACGGUAGUUUGCCCACCCUUGGUCCCCACCCUGCGAUCAGCUCUCACCUGUGGCUCCUAGCAGGCAACAGCAGCCACACCCCAGGAAUGGCUUCCACUGGCUGGCUAAACCAGGUGAGGGGAGCCAAUGGGUCUCAAAUCCUUGAGGCCAAAUGGAUUGCUCUGCUUUCCUUUGGACCACAUCAGCAAGGCCAAGAGGGGGUCUUGUCGUCUUCAGCCACAGCAGGUGCUGUGAUGCUACAAUGGUUGACUUUGCCUCUGAAAGCACAUUUCAUUUUCUUUUGAGAGAGAUGGAUGCCAACAACAAAACAGCCAGGCAGCAACAUAGCAGUUGUGUAGCUGUUCCUACAGCCUUCCUGGAGUGUCAGCAGGGUCCUGAUCCAAAGGUGCACAUCCAGUUAUUGAGCCCAGUGAUGGGAGGCCUUGUUGUACUGCCAAAUACAUACAUUCUGGCAUUUAGUUUGGCCAUCAGCUUGGCCUUGCUACUUCCUGUGUUCCUGGGAUCUUGGGGGUAAUAGGCGCAGGUUACAGCAACAGCCGACAUUUUUCCACCUUCGCCGCAUCAAGCAGUUGCUCCCUUACCUUUCCUGACCUGACCUGACCACAGUGAUCCAUGCGACAGUCACCUCCAGGCUUGACUACUGUAAUUUGCUCUACGCGGGGCUGCCCUUGAAGCUGUCCCAGAAACUCCAGCGGGUGCAGAAUGCUGCAGCGAGGCUCCUCACGGGGUCUCUGCCAUGGGAGCAUAUUCACCCAGUGCUUUUCCAGCUGCACUGGCUCCCGGUGGAGUACAGGGUCAGAUUUAAGGUGCUGGUUUUGACCUUUAAAGCCCUUCACGGCCUAGGACCCUCGUACCUUCGGGACCGCCUCUCCUGGUAUACCCCACGGAGGACCUUAAGGUCCAUAUAUAGCAGCACCCUAGAGGUCCCAGGCCCUAAGGAAGUUAGAUUAGCCUCAACCAGAGCCAGGGCCUUUUCAACACUGGCUCCGGCCUGGUGGAACGCUCUGUGAGACCAGGGCCCUGCAGGAUCUGAUUUCUUUCCGCAGGGCCUGUAAGACAGAGUUGUUCCACCUGGCCUUUGGCUUAGAAUCAGUUUGAUUCCCUCCCACUCUUUCUAUUUCCUUUCUCCUCCUGUGAAGAGGCUGCAUCCUAAUGUUUAAUGUUCUAUUUUAAUCUUUUUAAAUUGUAUUUUAAUCAACUUGUUUUUAUUAUUGGUUAUUAGCCGCCCUGAGCCCGGUCUUAGCUGGGGAGAGCAGGGUAUAAAUAAAAAUUUAUUAUUAUUAUUCUUAAUAAUAAUAAUAAUAAAUUUUAUUUAUAUCCCGCCCUCCCCACCCAGCCGAAGCUAGGCUCAGGGCGGCUAACAACAUUCAAAUAAACCAACAUUCUAAAAACAUUUCAUUAUAAAAAUUAAUUAAAUCAAAUUGAUGGCAACCAUUAAACAAAAUUCUGUGCAGAUUGCCAGAGGAGGGAGUCAGGCUGCGCCCUGACCAAAGGCCUGGUGGAACAGCUCUGUCUUGAGCUAAUAAAGGAAGGUCUUUGGUUGGUGAGCAUCCAGGCCCCUUCUGCAGACUCCCUGGGUAGGGGUGGUCUUGCAGGUCCUGGGAGAAAGAAGUCUCACCUGCUUCCAAGUCCAAGCUGGGAGCAUGAGUAAAACUCUGGCAGACUGGUUUUUUGCUCACCCUUCCUCUGGCAGCCGAUGGCUGCUGUCAAAAAGGGAGCAGUGCAGUGGUGGUCAGUGGCAACUUCCUUGCCAUGCACUUAGGCACACACAGUCUUCUUUACGGAUGGGGGUAUGCAAAAUAUUUAGAGAUCCCUCUCCUACCCAUAGCAGAAGUGGUUCCUUCAAAUCAUGUUCUUGAUCAUUACAUUUAUAUUCCACCUUUCCUCCAAGGAGCUCUCCACUUUAUCCUCAGAACAACCCUGUGAGGUAGGUUAGGCUGAGAGAGGGCGGCAGGACUGGUUAAGGGUUGCAGCUCCUGAGCCCUGGUCUCCCUGGUCCCAGCAUCUCUGUGUGGUUCUGCUUUGGCUUCCCCUUCCCUGCGCAAAUGCACACACACACCUUUUCUAAAAUUGUACUAGAAUACAAGCCACCACUACACAAAAACGAGCCACUUCUCUUCUAAGUAGUAUCAUUGCCUGGAAAAUAAAAAACAAUGUUGUGUUACUUUUGGGGAGGAAUUUGCAAAAUUUGUUGGAGACCAGCCUUAAGCAUGAGAGAGAGAAUAAUGCUGAAAGUUAACGAAGCAGGAGGGCCCCCCCGGCUCCCCAUGUGGGCUGGAGCUGUUGGAGGUGGGGUCCAAUGACUGGAGGGCUCCAGGUUCCCCAUCCCUGAGCGAAGGGCUGCUUGGCUGGAUCAGAUCCAAAGUCCAUGUGCUUCAGCACUCUGAUCUCCCACCACAGCCAGCCACCUGCCCAAGGGAAACUUACAGACAAUGUUGGUGGGCCUUUGCCAACCUGGUGCCCUCCAAAUAAUAAGAAUAACAAUUUCAGUAAUUUUAUUAGGGAGUUCCAGAGUAUGGGUGCUGCCACACUAACUGAUCAGUUUCUUACAAAUGCGGAACAGGCAUCCUACGGCACCUGUAACAAAAGCCCCACGCAGAGCGCAUGGCGGCAAUCCAACCUUAAAUUAACCACUGCAUGAAUGACUGACCGAGCCUUCCUGAUCCAGGAACAGUCAAAGCUCUCAUACCUGUUGCAGCUGGUAAAAGGUGCUACUAGCCCCUGAGGCUACUUUGGGUUCCAGGGACAAAGUUGGACCCAGAAGCACCCCAGACUGUGAACCUGCUCCUUCAGAGGAAGUGCAGCCCCUCCAGGAUAGGGAACUGCCCCAAUUCUCAGACAUGGGUGCCAGCCAACCAACCAACCAACCACAGUACCUUUGUCUUGGCAGGAUUCAAGCUCAGCAUGUUUUUCCUCCUCCAUCUCACCCCUGUGUCCAGGCCAGGGACUGCUUGGCCUCUCCCAGUUCAGAUGCUAUGGAGAAAUUGAGCUGAGCAUCCUCAGCAUACUCAUGGUGUCUUAUCCCAAAACUCCUGAUGACCACUCCCAGCACCUUCCUAUAGAUAUUAAAUAGCACUGGAGAUGAGAUGGUGCCCUGUGACGUAGCCACCAGGGGACUGAGAAGCAUUCCCCUAACGCCACUCUCUGGACUCAGUCCAGGAGGCGGGACCAAAACCACUGCAGCACAAAAUUCUCUGGAGCCGGUCCAGGAGGAUAACAUGGUCAGUGUCAUUAAAAGCCAAAACGAGAUCAAGAUGCAGGAGCAGAGUCAUAGUUUAAUAAGGUUGGGCUGCUUUGGAGAGUUAGCACACAGCUUGGAAGCAGGCCACUACUGAAUACUUGUCGUAUGAGCACCCUUGGCUGGUAAAGCAAUCAGAGUGAGACUUCUAAAUGUGGAAAAUGAGAAAGCGUAUAGAAUUAUAGGGGAAACGUAUUGGAUAGGAAAGAGCUCCUAUUCUAACUAGUUGUGAAUCCAAAGGAGCCGUCCUUGCCCCUUGAUCUCUGCAGCAGAGAGACCGUAGGAGGUUGUCCCCUCUCCUUUUCUGCUCCAGGAGGAAGCGGGAGAGGAAGCUUGAAGUUAGGUCAGCAACCCUAAGAAUCAGUCUAACCUCAGAAGGAAGGCCAGCACAGGUGCAGAGGACAGUGAGAAAGUUUAAGAAGCUUGGAGGUCUACUUUCUCCCCAUGCAAAUGUGGUCAGCAUUAAUGCAAGCUGAGUUGCAUCCCAACACUUCCAAGAAAUAAAACAGCUCGCUUGGUCCCAUAGACCAGCAGUGGGGAACAGCCAAUGGGUCGGCCAAAUGAGACCCCUGCCAGACUUCCCCAAUGGACCCAGUUGGUUGGUUUGCACAAAUCACACCCACACUGUGUGGCAUCAGUUGCAGGACAGGUAAUGGUGUCGUGUAUUGUACUCAGUAGUGAUCCAGAGCAGAAUCUUUAAGAUAUGGUUAGCAGAGUAAAAACUUUAACAUGUUGCAGGAUUCCAAAAGAAUAGACCAGAGGCAAUUUCAUUUCAUCCAGCAGAGCUUUGCUGCUACUGAAGGCAAGUGAGCAUAAUGGUCACAAAUCCAAUACAUUCAGGAUUGGCACUGUCCAUAAGAAAUCCAGUUGCGGCAGACUUAACUUAAACUUACAAUAACUUAUAAUAAGACUAAACCUUAACACUAAGCACACUAUGUACAGAACAUCACAGCAGAAGGAAAAGAGAUAGAAAGAGAAAGUGAAGCCCAGACUCCUUCUGGUCUCUUAUUAUAGUCAGCAUGACCUUGACAGAAAAGAUAACAGAACCAGUUUAGGCCAGUUGUGCUCAGCUUCCCUGAAGGAAUAGCCCAAACAUCAUGAACCUCCUGCUUGUUUCUUUCACACAGAGAAACUUCCAGAACCCUCUUGAAUUAUUUAGGAAAGAUCCCUACACAUCAUACACACAAUACUUUCUGUACUAAGAAAUGUAAACUGACAAAAGGCACAUCUGCAAGAAGUGCCAGAUUCAGGCCUGUUUGAAUUUAGCACCUUUCCCUGUUGCAGUGUUUUCUGAAGGGAUCUGAUGCGCUCAAGAGCUCCCCAUCACUAAUGGGCGUAUCCAGCCCUUUCCAAAAGCAACACGAUGUGCCAAAUUCAAGCAGUGCCGAAAGCAAAGCCAUGGCUGCAAAGGAACAAUUGGGAGCACACCCCGUCACAGACAGGCAUUCUAUGAUGAUGUCUGCUCCACUGAGGCCUCAUCCAUAGCAUACAUUUAAAGCACUAUGAUACCACUUUAAACCGUCAUGGCUUUCCCCAGAGAAUUCUGGGAGCUGUAGUUCAGGGUACCAAGAGUAUUUAGGUGUUUCUUACUCCCCUCACAGAGCUACAAUUCCCAGAGUUCCUAAUGAAGAGGGAUUGAUUAGGACAACUCUCAGCUCCCAAAAUUAUUUGGGGGAAGCUAUGACUGUUUAAGGGACGCAGGUGGCGCUGUGGGUUAAACCACAGAGCCUAGGACUUGCUGAUCAGAAGGUUGGCGGUUCGAAUCCCCACAACGGGGUGAGCUCCCGUUGCUCGGUCCCUGCUCCUGCCAACCUAGCAGUUCGAAAGCACGUCAAAGUGCAAGUAGAUAAAUAGGUACCGCUCCACGAGAAGGUAAACGGCAUUUCCGUGCGCUGCUCUGGUUCGCCAGGAGCGGCUAAGUCAUGCUUGUAUGCCGGCUCCCUCGGCCAAUAAAGUGAGAUGAGCGCCGCAACCCCAGAGUUGGUCACAACUGGACCUAAUGGUCAGGGGUCCCUUUACCUUUAUCAUUACCUAUGACCGUUUUAAGUAGUAUCAUAGUGCUUAAAAUGUAUAGCAGAAACCUAAAGUAGUCUAAUAUGUUAUGAGCUAGUUUUAAUUAAUAAGAAACAAUCACUUACCAUUUGUUGGUUACUCAGUUCAUUUGGGCUCAUUGGCAGGAACUUUGAGAAGCCAGGAGCAGAAGAGGCCAGAAUACCAAGGAAGCGGAUAGACCCCUUCCUGUUCCCUUUUCCUUCUCACUUGUGAGAUGACUUGGGAUUUCACACCCACACCCCUCUUUCAAUGGAAUCUCAGUGGCUGAGGGAGGCGACACCUCUGAAGGGGCCUGAAUGCCUAGGCCAUGAUCCUGGUGGCUGUUGAGAGCCCAAGCUGAGUGCCUGCAACACUGAGUUUCUGCUGUCCUUCCUUUGUAGGACCCUUGGUGUAUUUCUUGCAACAAGUGGACCGAAUUUUAUCCAAAGUGAGCCCCUUUGCUGCAGCUGGCAUUGUCGUGGGGACACUCUACUGGUCGGCUGUGACGUAUGGGGCUGUCACUGUCAUGCAGGUAAAGCAAAGGGGUGCAGGGAAAGAAUGAAUCAGAUGGCCUUCAGCUCAGUCAGUAGCUUUGAAAGUCACUUGGAAAUUUUAUUAUAAUCGAGCAGUGGAGAAAAUUUGUGAAAUAAAAUCAUAUGCAAGAAAGCUUAAUGAGGCUGCACGGUUUAAUCAGAAUUGACAAAGGUUAUGACUGAUUAAUCAGUGGGAUAAAAAGGGGGGUGCAUUCACACUAUGAUACCACCUUAAACAAUCAUGGUUUCCUGCAAAGAAUUCUGGGAACUGUCAGUUGUUAAGAGUUGUUGGGAGACCCCUGUUCCCAGAGCUACCAUUCCUAGCAUGGUUAAACAGUCAGUUCCUCUUCACAUGUAACUCUGUCCACUUUGGAGCUCUGUGAGAGAAAGUGUGUGUGUGUGUGUGUGUGUGUGUGUGCGCGCGCGUGUGUCCUAACAACUCUCAGCACCCUUAACAAACUAAAACUUCCAGAAUUCUUUGGGGGAAGCAAUGACUGUUUAAUGUGGUAUCAUAGUACUUCAGACGGUGCUGUGGUAGGAAUCUGAAGCUAUCCAGUAAGAAUCUGACCAUUUGGGUUAUGUGAAUGGAGUUUUAUUCUCCUCGCUGAUGAAGGCAGAAGCCACCCGGCUUGCCCCACUGCAUUGCUGAUCAGUCUCUUCUCCUUUGGCAGGUUGUUGGUCAUAAAAAGGGCCUGGAUGUGAUGGAGCGGGCAGACCCCCUUUUCUUGCUCAUGGGGCUCCCCACCAUCCCUGUCAUGCUGGUGCUGGGCAAGAUGAUCCGCUGGGAAGACUACGUGCUGCGGGUGUGGCGGAAAUACUCCAGCAAGAUCCAAGCCCUGCAGGCCUUGGUGCCAGGUGAGUGCCACCCUCCGCUCAGUCCUCCUGGCCUGGGCAUUGGCCUGAAGUUGAUGGGCCGGGAGACCAGCAUGAGGCAGGCUUCCCCUGGACUCUGCAUUUGGAAGGAAAGGUGGGCCAACCACAAUUUAUGGUAUGCGGAUGAAUCCCUCCUACAAAACAGUGGCAAUUGGCAGCACCCUAGGACAGCUUUGUCCAACUUGGUGCCGCUGCCCUCCCACUGUUUUUGACUACAAUUCCCAUUGGCCUCAGCCAGCUGGUGGGAAUUGUAGUCAGAAGCAGUGGGAGGGCACCAGGUUGGACAAAGCUGAACUAUUCAUGGAAUUCACAAGAAUAUGGAUUUCUCACAGCCAUCCUGCUUCCAGACUAGUUACUGGGCAGCAGGACAAAAAAGCAGAUCCCCCAUUCCUUGUCCUUUUUGUAAGCCAAGAGCCUACCUGUAUACAUAGCUUUGCCAGUGGGAGUUGAAUGGCAUCUGGAGUUAUGGACUAUUCUGCUUGGCAACAGCAGCACACACAACAAGUAACUGCAAUUGCCAUGAGCUGCAGCAUGAACUGAUCCCUCUAAUCCAUGUGCAGUGGAAGGAAGGGCAGAGGCAAGGCAUGUUCCUCCAUUGUGCAGAAUAAUAGUAAUCAACAACAGCAACAAAUUUGCACCAAGCAAAGUUUGCUGUCUGUCCAAAUCAUGCCAAAUAUUCAUGUUUGCAUUUUUUUAUUCUGCAGCUGUUCUUAUUUUUAUUAAACAGAUUUUUAGCUCUCACCAUGUUUUUCCUAAUCUCUCUUGCAUCCUCAGGGAUCAGCCGCCCUGUUCCGCACAUCCCUCUCGCCGAGUCGCGCUACCAGAGUGACCACCUCUCCAUCUCGCGCACGCUGUGCGGGGCCCUGGUCUUCCCCACCAUUGCCAACCUAGUUGGCAGAGUCACCUUCCGCAGGGUGAACUCCAGCCUCCAGCGUACCAUCCUGGUGAGUGGAGAGACUGGGGAAGGAACUCUGGAGUCAACUGGGUGCAAUACUUGGGUCAGAAUUCAAGUAUUUGAAGGAAUCACUCCCAUUCUUGGUUCGACGUAGCAUCCCUGCCACAGCACCCUAAUGCUGCUAGCCAUGGUGGCAAGGCUGGGACAGCCCUCGGGUUAGCUGGCACAGCACAUAGUUCAUAUGCAGAAGGUUUGGUGCACUGGCACCUCUGGGUAAAAGGAUCUCAAACAGCCAGGCUGGGAAGGACCUUUGUUGGAGAUGAUGCCCAUUGGAUUAGACUCAGCUUCUCCAACCUGGUGCCCUCCAGAAGUUUUGGACUACAACUCCCACCAGCCUGGCGCCAUAUGGCUGUGCUGGUUGAGGCUGGUGAAAGUUGCAGUUCAGUCCAUCAGGAAGGCAUGCAGCCGCCAAGGUGCUGGGCCAUAUGGACCGAUGGACCUGUUUGUGGGAUGCUCUGGCCAAGGAGGCUUGCCUGGCACUUUCACUGCAUAUCUUUAGGCACCAGGCAAGAACAUGCCUCUUCUCCCAGGCCUUUGGCCAAUUGAACGAUAUACAGCGUUUUAAACUGUGGGGGGUUAUUGCUUUGUUUAUUAUUAUGUUAUCCAUGUGUUUUUAUACUGUGAUCUUCGGAUGGAGGGUGGUAUAUAAAUUUAAUAAGUAACAAUAAUGGUCUGACUCGAUAGAAGGAGCUCCACAUUUCCACUUUUCUUUCUGGAUUUAUAUCUUGCCUCUCCAUCAUUUAGGUCUUCCCUCUUUUUUUAGGUGGCUUGAAAACAUAUGUUAGCGCAGUUGUUUUCAGUCUGAGGGGGCAGGGGGAGGCCUCCAUACUGCAGAACCUGGAGGAAGCCUGUAGAUCCCUUUUGUCUUAAGCCAGGAGUCACCAACUUGCGCCCCCCAGGUAUUUUUGGAGAGACACCGGCUCCUAUCAUCCCCAACCACUGGCCAUGGGGCUGGGGGCUGGGGGGAGCUGGAGUCUCACAGCACUGGGAGGGCACCAUGUUGGCUGUUACAGAAGGCCAGUCCCCUCUGCUGCCUCAGUGGGAGAGAGGGCUCCUUCCUACAGCGCCACUGAAAGUGCUCGAUCCUAGGCUCUCACCUGGUAGGCUGCCUCCGUGGCAGAGAUGGGCAAGGGGGCUCAUUGCACCCUCUCAGCAUGGAAGACCAGAUGCACCUGGCACCUUCCACCUCGGAACUGUUUCCAUUCAAGCUGGUCAUUAUAAGAACCACAAUUUUACUUUAAGAAUUGGCCCCCAUGUUUUCUUUUUUCUUCUUCCCUCCCUGGCCCUUUUUUCUUUUGUGCUGUGCCUUUUAGAUUGUAAGCCUGUGGGGAAAGGGCUGUUUUGUUUUAACUGAUUGCUUCUGGCCGAAGAGCCGUGUCUAAAUGUUCUAAAGGAAAAGGAAAUCCUGGACUGGAGCAGAUAAUGAUGAUCUGGCUGCUUCCCUCUGUCAAUCAGACUCCUCUCAGGAAGGGGCUUGAGGGAACUGCUCUCUCCUCCCUCCCAUACCGGGUGGUGGUUCACAUGGACCUGCCUCUCCAAUGCUCAGAAGGCAAAAGAGGUGGUUUGAGGCUCUUAACUUCACCUACCCCUCCUUUUCUCUGUUUCCCUGCCAGGGGGGCAUUGCUUUUGUGGCCCUGAAGGGAGCCCUGAAGGUCUACUUUCGCCAGCAGCAGUACCUGAUCCAAGCCAACCGGCGCAUCCUCAACUUUGUGGAGAAAGGGGACAUGGAAAGGAACUCCACUCAGCUCGAUGAGGACAGCGGCAGUGAAGCAGGGCUCAGCUAGGGCAGGAAAGGCACCCAUGCACGCUCAAGAGACACACACACCGCUCCAAAGCUCCUCCAAAGAAACUGGAUUCCUCUCUGGGAUGGAUUUUAGGCCAGUUGACUCCUCUCCCAAGAGGAAGCACUCUGGGCUUUGCUGCUGUGGUUUGCGGAGAGGGCGAGGUGCUCCAUUUAGGCCGGACUGGGCAAAGUCUGCUUCUUCUUAAGCUGGUGGUUUAUCGGCAGUCUGGCUCUUUGACUCUCUUCUGCCUGGUUGCUCCCCUUGCACGGGGCUGUGCUCUGAUCUCUUUGUAAACCAGGAGUUAAAUAAAGGAGUCAAGCUGUAAGUGUCCUCUUUGUGACCAUGGAGAA